AGCAAGGCUCAAAAGAUGGCGGCACAACAAGGAGGAGGAUUUCAAAACUACCCUCCACCAGCACCAGCAGGAGGAGCUGGGUAUGGACAAGCCCAACAAGCUACAACCCAACCAGCUGGAUAUGGUUAUCAACAAUCACAAGCAGGCCAACAACCAGCUGCCUAUGGUGGAGGAUACCAGUACAGUACCCCAGGGGGAGCAGCACCAGUUCCCCCUGUCCCACCAGGAACGUACCCCCCUACCUCUCAACCAGCACCAGCUGGUUAUUCUGCAGCUCAGCCUACGGCUGGAUACGCCCCACCUGUCCAACCAGCCGGUGGAUAUAGUGCUGCCGUGCCCCCUGUUGGUGGGUCUAGUCAAUAUGGAGGGCAACCACCUCCACAGCAGCCACCAGCUGGACAGCCUGGUUAUGCUCCGGGUGGCCCGCCCCCUCCUGCUCCCAAUUACCCCACUCCCCCUGGAGCCCCAUACCAACCACCACCUGGAGUACCGCCCCCUGGCCCACCACCUGGUGGACAAGGGUUUCCCCCACCUGGGGGUAACUUUGGAGGCGGUCGCCCCCCGGCAUAUGGUGGAUAUGGUGGUGAGAGAGACGGAGGGUUCGGACGACGUGAAGGUGGACACAGUGGACCACCUCGAAGCGGUGGUGGCUAUAUGGGUGGUGGUGGCCCAGGGAACGGAGGAUUACAAGGAGAGAAGCGGAUUAGAGAAGAUGCUGUGUACAUUACAAAUCUUACUGAUGACGUCUCAGAAGAGAAGAUGGGGGAGCUGUUUGGCUCUAUUGGUGUUAUAAAGUACAACCGCAAGACGCAGAAACCACACAUCACUCUGUACACAGACAAGAGGACAGGCAAAUUUAAGGGAGAGGCUUUGGUUGUCUAUGAAGACCCUAGUGCAGCUAAAGCAGCCAUUGAAUGGUUUAACGGUAAAGAUCAUUUUGGCAGUAACAUCAAAGUGGAGUAUGCCACCCACAUUGAGCCGCCUGGAGGUUAUGGUGGUUACCGUGGAGGAGGGGGGGGAGGAGGAGGGUUUAGAGGUUCUGGAAGGGGUGGCGGAGAUUUUGGUGGUCGUGGAGGUCGGGAUUUCGGUGACCGCGGUGGUGAUCGUGGUGACCGCGGUGGCAGGGGUAGAGGGUCUUUUGUUCAAGCCGCAGGAGACUGGGAAUGUCCAGAUCCAAAUUGUAGGAAUAUGAAUUUUGCUCGUCGCCAUGAGUGCAAUCGCUGUGGUGUUUCUCGGCCUGGGGGUGGUGGUGACAUGGGUGGAGGAAUGCGUGGUGGCGGUGGCUUCCGUGGGCGUGGCGGUGACAGGGGUGGAUAUCGUGGACGUGGGAGGGGAGGUCCAGACCGAUAUAGAGACAAUGAUAGAUCUGGUGGAAGAAGCAGGCCAUACUAACUUGAUUACUGUGGUGAAAAUAGUGACUCUGUUCCUCUAAACUGCCUACUUAAAAGUCUACAAUAGCUAUAUAUACUCUUUUGUUACUCUGUAGUUCAGCUCUGAGCUGUAUUGUUAAUCUAGAAACCUUUUUGCAAUCAA
Halichondria panicea is the source of this 1533-nucleotide messenger RNA. RefSeq names its product RNA-binding protein FUS-like. Gene Ontology annotation, molecular function: transcription coregulator activity; RNA binding. Gene Ontology annotation, cellular component: nucleus. Lineage: Eukaryota; Metazoa; Porifera; Demospongiae; Suberitida; Halichondriidae. Gene Ontology annotation, biological process: regulation of DNA-templated transcription. The coding region runs from base 16 to 1392 and encodes 458 amino acids. The transcript has 12 exons. The record is from RefSeq and is a predicted model, not a curated record.